This is a messenger RNA of Kickxella alabastrina, 960 nucleotides long. RefSeq lists its product as uncharacterized. Gene Ontology annotation, cellular component: endoplasmic reticulum. Gene Ontology annotation, molecular function: oxidoreductase activity. The record is from RefSeq and is a predicted model, not a curated record. Bases 1 to 960 code for a protein of 319 amino acids. NCBI's taxonomy places the organism in Eukaryota, Fungi, Kickxellomycota, Kickxellomycetes, Kickxellales, Kickxellaceae. Gene Ontology annotation, biological process: fatty acid elongation. The transcript is spliced from 5 exons.
AUGCUUUAUGGAUCCGUGGCGACGCUUUAUUAUGUAAUCAAUGUUAUGGACAUACUCAUGGAUCUCUUUGUUCGUGACGCUGUUUCGCUGGAUCAAUAUGGUGCUGGGGGCGGUUACUGGGCAGUUGUAACCGGGUGCACGGAUGGAAUUGGCAAGGCGGCGGCUCUACAUCUCGCUGACAAGGGAUUCAAUAUUAUCAUGUUGUCACGCACUCCCUCAAAGCUUGCUGAUAUGGAAAAAGAAAUUAAGGAGAAGGGCGCUAGCGUAAAGUCAUAUGCGGUGGACUUUACAAAGUGCACUGAAUCCCAAUGGAGUGAUAUUCGCGAUUUGAUUCAAGGGGAAAGCGUCAGUGUUUUGAUCAACAAUGUUGGUCUGUGCCACGAUAACCCCAUUUUUUUCGAUGAGGAGGACGAAACUAUGUGCAACGACAUGGUAAAAGUCAAUAUCACAACCAUGAUGAACAUUACGCGUCUUGUUGUGCCCCAGAUGCAGGAGCGUCAAAAUGGCCUUAUUAUCAACCUAGGCUCGUUUGCUGCAAUGCGAUCACUCCCUUUCCUUUCAGUGUACGCGGGAACAAAGGGUUUUGUCAAGACAUACUCGCAGAGCCUGGCAUAUGAGCUCGAGCCCCAAGGGAUUAUGGUGUCGCAUAUUUUCAGCUUCUGGGUUACCUCUAAGAUGUCUGGAUACAGAGAUCCGACAUUAUCGGUGCCAUCGCCAGACCAGUACGUAGAGUGCGUUUUUGACCGUCUUGGGCUCAGGUGUGGGUCUUCGGACUCGCACACAGCAAUUCCAUACUACCCACAUAGCAUCCUGAAUUUUGUGAUCAGUUGUCUGUGGGACCCCAUGCACGCCAAGGAUGCUCAUUACAGUAAGUUAUCAAAGUUGGCCAGCACAACCAGAAUUGUGCCACAUUGGGUGAUUUCAAGUUGGCAGGCUGCAUGUGUAUUGCCAGUUUUAUAA